GUUAACCUUCAAUGACUCCCGUACAUCCGUAAGCUGUAGGGGCGAAUGGUGUCCUGUUGUUGUUGUUGUUGUGAUUACGUAUGUUGUGUUUGACCCAUAUAUGUUCCACCUCUUUAUAUGAUAUUCGAAUUAAAACGCUUUUAAAUCCUCGUUGGUUGCGUUGUUCUUUCCGAGUGGGAGUAUUAUUGAUGUUGCAAUGGAAAAUCGUUUAACUUGACGAAAUCAAAAUGAAGGUUACUUGGUUCUUGUGAACAGCAUUUAUGUAACCUUGUGUAGUUGUCUCGGGCUUGGAAUAAUGAUGAAGAGGUUAACGCUGAAGAUGUCAGUGAAGUGUAAGAGUUUUAUAGGAAUAUAUUAUGUACAGUGUGACCGGAAAUAGCUGAAAAUUCAAUAGCUAUGUCAAACUUAAUAAAACGAGGUUCAACGAGGAGAUCAGAUGAUACUAUGGAUGAAGAUGGUGAUGACAAGGAUGAUACUAAGCGAAAGUCUCGAAACUUGAGUGAAAAGAAGCGACGAGACCAAUUCAACAUGCUCAUUAAUGAGUUGAGUUCUAUGGUAUCAACCAACAGUCGUAAAAUGGAUAAAUCUACUGUUCUAAAGUCAACAAUAUCUUUCCUUAAAAAUCACAAUGAAAUUGCUGUGAGAUCACGUGCUCAUGAAAUUCAGGAGGAUUGGAAACCAUCAUUCCUCUCCAACGAAGAAUUUACUCAUUUAAUUCUAGAAGCACUGGACGGUUUUAUAAUGGUAUUUUCUUCUUCGGGUAGAAUAUUCUAUGCUUCAGAAAGCAUCACUUCUCUUCUGGGUCAUCUUCCUGUACGUAUAAGUAGUGAUCUUAUGAAUAUGACAAUCUAUGACAUGGUGUAUGAGGAAGAUCAGUCAUCGUUAUACAAUGUAUUUUUGAAUCCCUCCAAUUGUGUUGAUGGUGCGCAGUAUGAUGAUUCCAAAGAGAAUCAAGUCUCAUUUUCAUGUCAUCUUAAGCGAGGAGGACUUGAUUUUAGAGAAGAAGUAACUUAUGAGCUUGUUCAGUUUGUUGGAUAUUUUCGUACAGAUGUAGACCCCUUAGAAGUCGACAAUCUGAUCUCUAGUAGUAGUCGUUAUAGCAAUGUGUCUGGAGAACCUGAUACGAGAUUGGUGUUCGUUGGUACUGGAAGAUUACAGACACCCCUUUUAAUAAGAGAAAUGUCUGUAGUUGAUUCAACCAAAAGCGAAUUUACAUCACGCCAUAGCCUUGAAUGGAAAUUUCUUUUUCUUGACCACAGAGCUCCACCCAUCAUUGGUUACCUGCCAUUUGAAGUUUUGGGUACCUCAGGUUAUGAUUACUACCAUGUUGAUGACUUAGAAAAAGUUGUUACUUAUGUGGAUGUGAUGAAACAGUUGAGGAAAGGUACUGAAAAUGACCGUAGUCGAGAAAGUGAAGUUUCAGUAGGAGAUACGCACAGCAAAGAAGAGCAAUCCCAACAACCUCAAUCAUCGCAACCGCAGCAGCAAGAUUCAUCGUCACAGCCACCAGCUGAGCCUGAGUCAUCUGACCAUGACCUAAAACAGGAGGAGUCCCAACAGGAAGAACAAGUAUCAUCCAAUGAGUCACAGUCAAACCAUGAAGAACAAACACAGCAAAAAGAAGAACCCGAUGAAAAUCAGCAGCAAAACCAACAUGAAGAAAAAGUGAAGCAACCUGAACAGGAGCAAAAGCAACAGCCUCAAGAACCAGAUGAGAUACAGGCACAGACUGUGAUACCGUCUCAACAACAACAACAACAGCAGCAGCAGCAACAACCACAACAGCAGCAAACUCCACAACCUUCCUCUCAGUCCACACCUCAACAAGCAUCACAGAGUGGGUUGGCCGCUAGUCCUUGGUCUUCCAAAUCAUCAGAUGUGCGUUCUCCAGCACCGUCAGCAUCUGGUGUGAAAGGAAGUAGAAGUCGUCAUGCUGUUCGUGGCCCUGGUUCUGACUCAACAUCAAUGUCAGCUGAUUCACCUAGUUCCAGGCACUCUCAAGUUACCAGUCACAGUGUGAGAUCUCGUGCAAGUGUGCAUGGCGUGCAAGUACUGGGUAAGCCUUUGCUGACAAUGGCAACCCCUCAGCAGGUGACUCCUUCCACUGCAACAUUCCUGGAGCCACAGCAGCAGUAUGUUGCGGCGAUUCCUGUUCAACCGGUGCUGGCAGCCGGAUUCCCUGGUACAGCAGCUGUGGUGACAACUCUCCCUGCACCUGAGCUUAUGCGGCAACCAAUAGUAAUGACGACUGCCCAAAGCCAGAUCCAGGAACAACUGCAACGCAAACAUGAAGAGCUUCAACAGCUGAUUGUUCAGCAACAGGAGGAACUGAGACGAGUGUCAGAACAACUUCUGAUGGCUCGAUACGGUUUAUUACCUCCAGUGCAGUUGAAUGUGACAUUACCAUAUUCAACUGGCACAGUAAGUAGUACAACAAAUCCUAUUGUACAAGAGGGAGUGGUGAGUUCUGACAUGCCUGUACCUGUGUCGUCUGAUCUCUUUGUUGGAAGUCACCCUCCUCUUGUCAGGCAGCAUCCGCAAGCAACGUCAAUAAUGGUAGAACCUCAUCAGGUGAAUCGUCAAAACCAUUCAACAGAAGAUGUUCUUCCAUUCCAGUUGUCACAACAACAGGCUCAACUUCUUUUCUCAUCAAAUUCAACGCAACAUCAUCAGUGAUGAAAAAUAUUUUGUGUGGACUGGAGUUACUUUUGACCAUCAAAUAUUGUUAACAAGGUGAAUUAUAAAGUCUUUCAAUCCAAAGCUGUUUUCAUUUGUUGAAUUUUAUCUUAAAAAUUAAGAUGAAUACUGAAAGUUGGUGAGAAUCUUCUUUUGGAGAAAAUCUUUAUGUACCUUAGAUACUUUUUUAAAAAAAUUAGAGUAUGUGUUACUGUUGACGAUGAGAGGUAUUAUUAACCCACCCGUUACCAUGACAGAUCUUGAGCCUAUUUUCUUCUCGUGAGGUUUGUAUAUAGCACCAUUGUUAGCGAAAAGUCUAAAUUGUUCCUGAUAGAAGAAAAUAAGAAAUGUUGAAAAUAAUGAUUAAGGAAAUUGUGCAAGAACACACCGUACUAAAUGCAUCUAUUUCUUUGGAGUAAAACAAAAUAGUGGACAAUAUAGAUCUGUUUUUCCUUGAGGGAAAAUAAUUCUAAAAUUUGUUUUGUAUUACAAUACAUAAUUAACUUUAUUUUAAAUAAUUUAUUUGUAUUGGAAUAUAAGUUGGAUUAGUCCUGAAAAGAAAUUAGACAUUAUAAAUGUGAUGAUAACUACACCAUUCCAAUAUUUGUUAAUCUGUGUGUUCUGUGCAGUGUGGGUAUAUGGUCCUAUAAAUACAGAUGUUUUAUGGAAACUUUGUUGAAAUUAUGAUUCACUGGACAAUGCUCAGUAUCGUAUUUGUCAUAAAAGGAUGUACGUGUUUUUGUAUUUUUUAAUGAUCGAUAAUAUGAAGUGUAAAUGCUGUUGUAUCUGCGUGUUUGAUACUUUUUAUACUUCUUUAUUUUGUUAUUGCAGCCUCUUUAUUCUGGAUUUGGCAAAGGAUACAAAGGAUGUGCUUAAACUUUCUUUUCUGUACUAUUUUCAAUUAUGUUUCACAAUAUUGUUGUUGCUUCUUGUUUUGUCUUCAUUUGUUUUAUAUCUGCCUUAGAUUUCAUAUUCUCAUUUUUCAUUUUGUUUUAAGAAAACUGUUGAUACUACCAGUUUAUAGAAUAUUUAUAAAACAAUACAUGGUCAUCAUUUGAUUAUUUAUAGCAUCCUUAUUGGCCGAGAUGUAACUUAGUUGAGUUACUUUUCUUUGCCAUGAACUCUUCAAUUGACAAAAUUUAGUUAAUUCUUUUCACAAAAAUAAUGGAAUUUGUUUGGAAUUAGAUUAAUUUUGGAAUGCAAACUUAAUACUUAAGAUAGAAGAUAGGCAGUUUUGUGUGUGUUUAAUUGUUGGAAUGUUGUGAAUAGAUAAUGUGAAUUCUUAGUAAUCGCAAAUUGUAAAUGUUAGCUCAAAGCAUAAUAAUACUUGUCUCAAUAUACAGUUUUAUUACAUUUCAAAAGCAAUUUUGCCAGAUAAUUUUUCAAAUAGUAUUACAUAAUUAUAAGUUAUAUUUUUCAUGUAAAUUGUAUUUAUGUUAUUGAAUCUACCCAUCAGAAUUUCUGUUGUGUUGUUUUCAAGUUGUUGUGAGAACAAAAGAUACUGGAGAUAAUGUGCUCUCUAGUUUACUUAUCUGUGUUAUCGGUGUGUCAGAUGGGAUAUAUCCACUGUUUUGUAGAACAGGUGAUGUGUUAUGACAUCAUAAACGAUCCUUUGUACUAACUUAUGUGUCAAGACUUGCAUCGAAUGCUAUGUUUGAAUGAUCAAUUGUAAAUAGGUUUGUACGUUUGUUGAAUAAUGAUGUGAUCAUUGGUUGUGACUGUAACAUUUUGUUAAGUUUUGCAUCAAUAUUUGGCAUGUUUCUCUUGGCUAUACUACCAUAUUAGUUUGAGAUUUAUUUUCACUCUUCUAGGUUUAUACAUAGUCACUUAAUAAGAAUAUUUGCAUUAAGAUCUCUUUAAGUUGGGUACUUGCUUUCCUAAAGAAUAGGAUGAGAUAUGAGACAAAAUUAUUCUAUAUUCUUGUAGCUUCACAUAACUAUUGUUUGAUUAGUUGAUUAUUGUGAUUCAUCCCAUUAUUCCUUAAAUUGGCUGAAUAUUUGACAGGAUUAGAAGUGUGGGCUAUUGUCUAGAAUAAUAGUAAUAAUAAUGGUAGUAGUAAUUAUAAUAAUUACAACAGCAACAGUAAUAACAACAAUAUUAAUAACAAUCUAUUUUUAUUUUAUCCUGAUGUCAUUUUAUAUUUUCAGACAUAAUACUAAAUCUACACAGUGAAACUCAGUUUAUACAUUUCUCACUUAUACGUUUUUCACGUUU
Molecule: messenger RNA, 4890 nt
Organism: Gryllus bimaculatus (two-spotted cricket)
Lineage: Eukaryota; Metazoa; Arthropoda; Insecta; Orthoptera; Gryllidae
Source: the annotation of a GenBank genome assembly